Messenger RNA from Diaporthe citri, 537 nucleotides. RefSeq lists its product as uncharacterized. The transcript has a single exon. The coding region runs from base 1 to 537 and encodes 178 amino acids. Lineage: Eukaryota; Fungi; Ascomycota; Sordariomycetes; Diaporthales; Diaporthaceae. The record is from RefSeq and is a predicted model, not a curated record.
AUGCGGUUCACUUCUGUCUUCCUCUUGAUUUCCACCACCAUUGCUUCGAGCUUGGGGUAUGAGCGCUCUUCGUCUUCCGGCGGCCUCCUGUCCUGCUCCAAAACUCUGGAGCGUAAUCCCCAGACGGUGGCUGCCCUUGUCAACAACUAUGCCCAGGUGGUUGGAAACUACUCUGAGGCUCUUGCUCAAUCCUUCCUUUUCAAGGAUUUCAAGGACAUCUCUGACAGCAUCAAUGUCUUGGCCGGUAUUCCUCUGGGAUCUGUCACCUUCCCCUCGAAGCAGGCCUUCAUAGCCAGUCAGGCAACCCAGCCCAAGAUUCCAGUAGUGGUCACUGGCACUUACGCUGUCACCCGCGACACGGUCGUCAUUCGGUAUACCCAGACGUUUGGAGCAGGCAAGGUCGUGGCCGGAAUAGCCAUCCUUGGGCUCGCUUGUGAUCAAGAUGAUAAGCAGUGGAAGCUCAAAGAGAUCAAUACCGAAUUUAACAGCCUCGUGUACUUCCAGAACAUAGGAGGGUCCUGCGUCGGGCCCUCGUGA